GUCGCCGGGACGAAAUACAUACACACUAUAUUCCCACGGAACUGGUCAUCGUGAUACUUUCUGCAAGAUACCUAUUACCUAAGAAACGACAUCAGUCACUAUGGAUCCCCAGUUCGAUAACCAGGAUUCUGAGGCGACCGGCGCCCAGGCCGCCGAAGAGGUGGAACAUGGAACAUUCAACAUGGGAGGUCUUGCCCCUGAGUUGCGUGACAUGAUCUGGAGUCACUAUUUCAAUCAUCCGGGUUGCAUCAUUUUAGUCCACAUGGAUAGUCCGCACCAAUCUCAAGCUAAUAGUAACGACAUAACGUUCGGCCGAUUCGCAUACAGAGAGCCAAACCCAAUCACCCUAUCGAUCAGCGCCAUCGAGACCGAUACAAAUAAACCCUAUGGCCCACGAUAUUCGUGCACGAAUAAACAAGCUCAUAGGACGGCUGGCAGAAUCGGUUGGCGGCCCCUCGCCCACACCGACGUUACCCGGGGCUUAAACCCUCACUUGAAUACAGUCCCCACCCAGCACGUUCCCGGACCUGUGCUGGUGCCGAGUAACUGGAAUGACCAUGUGCUUUACCCUAUGGUAGCAUUGGGCCGUAUCCUGAACACCCUGUGCGACGUGCCAUGGAUCGGCAAUGUCAAGACACUCGCGGUCAACUCGGGAUACUACGAUUUCCCGAAUGUUCUGGAUCAAAACAGCAUGGUUAGACUUCUACAAUCAAUGCCGGGGUUAGAGAGGAUUCUGAUUGUCCUGAAGCCCCCUGUCCCGCUGCGGUCGACCGAGCCUACCGACGAGUUCGGCUUCGUUCAGGGCAACGACUAUCUGCCGGAGGUGAAACAACACUUACACAUGAUCGAUACCGAUACCGUUGCCAUGUCGCGAUACCUCUCCGGAUCCAUCCGAGGGGCAGUGAACGAUAGCGACCAUCCGAGAGACAUUCAGGUGCUGAGAGUCUGCGACUUUGGCUGCCGCUUUGACGACUCGCAGGACGCCUAGAGGUACGGCCACUCUUCGCCCGCCGCGUCUCACUGCUAACGAAGAUCCAACAACGCCUGCAGUCCAAAAUUACGAUUAUAGAGAAUAGACAACCUGUUGUCGUGUCAGCAAGAGGUUCGGUCAGCCAUACGCUUAGGUA
Molecule: messenger RNA, 1127 nt
Organism: Durotheca rogersii
Lineage: Eukaryota; Fungi; Ascomycota; Sordariomycetes; Xylariales; Xylariaceae
Exons: 1
Coding region: 101-988 (295 amino acids)
Source: RefSeq, a predicted model, not a curated record